AUGUCGAGUUCGGAUCUCGGGAAGGCGAUACCCGAACCCGUAGGCCCGGAUCGGAACCCUACCUUCGGGACACGGGGUCCCGAAUCCGAUCGGGAGGCUUUGACGCGUCCAUCACCGGUGAUCACUCCCGAAGACAUUACGAAUCAGAAAUUACACGUUCACGUUAGCGGGCCGAGGAUGCCGAGAAUCACAAACACCCAGGAUCCGAUGGCGAUCACUAACAUCCAAGAGAUGUCGUUGGAGGGGCAGCAAGAAGGGACCGAAGGUCAACCGUAUACGGUCAAAGUCAUGUCGCCUGGUGACCUAGGUGAGAGGAUUGAGACGGUGAAAUGGAAAUACCGCCAUUUUUUUUUAUAG
Molecule: messenger RNA, 357 nt
Organism: Puccinia graminis f. sp. tritici CRL 75-36-700-3
Lineage: Eukaryota; Fungi; Basidiomycota; Pucciniomycetes; Pucciniales; Pucciniaceae
Exons: 3
Coding region: 1-357 (118 amino acids)
Source: RefSeq, a predicted model, not a curated record